UCCUUCCUGUCAGCAAAAUCAGAUCACCCGCCACCAUGGCGAACACAACGUCAAGUUCGACAGCGCCAGCAUCCAUAGCAGAGGACUGGAAUUCUCGUGGGCUGCCGCACGCCGCAGUGGGCGCCAUACACGGCGCUGCACUGAACGCAGCUUUUUUGUCCUUUGACGUAUGCCUUGCUGCUACCUAUGUCCUACUCUCCAAGCCCAGCGAGCGCCGCUCCACCCUUUUUCGACUGCAUCUUCUCUCCUUCAUCUGCGCAGGCGCUUUCUUCAUCAUUCAGAUAGCGCUUCAGCCCCAGAUUGUGUUCUUGUACGCAACACAAACACCAAACGGCAUAUUCGAUGUUGGCGCAUCGUUGACUAUGUGCAGAUGGCUCAUUGCCUCUGAUUUUUUUUCCGUAUUUGGUCCCUUGGUGGCCGACUCAACUCUCUUCUUUAAGCUCAGCGCAAUGUACCCGUCGUGGACUGCAUCACGCACGAAGCGACUUUUCGUGCUGGGGCCCUUUCUUACCGCUCUCAUAACUCGGCUCAUUCUGUACACCUUACUGGUGUGGCAAGACAUUUCGGGAACAGAUGCCUACAUCAAGAGCGGCGGUUCAAUUUUUUUUAAUGCUGGGAAGGUCGUUUUCCAAAGUAUCCUCAUAAUCAUCGAUUUUAGCUUGCAGAUCUUAUCCUGCAGCUACGUUUCAGCCUUGAUCCUUCUUCGCGCUUAUCGGUACAGAAAGCAGAUGCGCGCCAAAAUCCAACGCAAAGGUCUCGCAGACAACGAAAAAAACUUGCGGCACAAGCUGAACCUCUUUGUCGAGUCGAUUCUGAUGGGCUUCGUGCCUCCACUUCUGUGCCAAGUCCUAUACCUAGCAACCUUUCACUCGAGCGUCAUCACGAUACAGGCAAUUUCGACAUACACCGGCACUGCGAACGUCUUCCUGUCCGCCUUCUUUGCCGUUCUCGCCACCACAUGGUCUACUGUGCGCGACGUUGUGCCCCGCCGUUUCUCGUCACCACAAGACCAUCCAACUUUGCCCCAUGAAGAACAAACAGGCCCCAACAGGAUGAAGACGGAAAAGUCCAUCCUUAGCAACUUUCUUGAACGUGCCGGCGGCGACGGCGAUGACGAGGAAGACAUUGAGUUUGUUGACAGAACCCAGUCAUCACCAGACGAGGAGAAGUCGACGCCUGCAUUGCCUCUAAAGGGCACCUCGGAAUGGCGCACGCACCUGUCUCGCCAGUUGGGAUCCAAGCAGCAGCGUCCUCCCACGUAAAUAACAUCUCUAAGCCCUGUAUCCUAUCAUCAAGUGCCACUGGAAAUGAUCAAACUAAAACAAGGAUAAGGACAGGAG
Messenger RNA from Acaromyces ingoldii, 1340 nucleotides. RefSeq lists its product as hypothetical. Lineage: Eukaryota; Fungi; Basidiomycota; Exobasidiomycetes; Exobasidiales; Cryptobasidiaceae. The record is from RefSeq and is a predicted model, not a curated record. The transcript is spliced from 3 exons. The coding region runs from base 36 to 1262 and encodes 408 amino acids.